This is a messenger RNA of Penaeus monodon (black tiger shrimp), 1541 nucleotides long. Its product is annotated as polyprenol reductase-like. The transcript is spliced from 6 exons. Lineage: Eukaryota; Metazoa; Arthropoda; Malacostraca; Decapoda; Penaeidae. Bases 55 to 1068 code for a protein of 337 amino acids. Gene Ontology annotation, molecular function: 3-oxo-5-alpha-steroid 4-dehydrogenase activity. Gene Ontology annotation, biological process: polyprenol catabolic process; dolichol-linked oligosaccharide biosynthetic process. The record is from RefSeq and is a predicted model, not a curated record. Gene Ontology annotation, cellular component: endoplasmic reticulum.
GUAUGCAAUGUCUUCACCCUGACGGCCCGGAUCAGCUGACAGCCGCGACGUUCAAUGACCCUGAGAACUCGCAUUUCUUCGCAUAUUUGCUGUUUUACGUUUCAUUGGAUAAAAAAAGAGAAAAUGCCCUCCCUGUGGGACACUCUGCUAAGCGCCGCCUAUGAGUGGAAUUUGUGUAGAUUCAUGUUUGUGUUUUAUAUCGUGGUUAUUAGCCUGGGUGGAACGGGGGUGAAUUUCGUGGCGGCUGUGGUUCCUCUGCCGGAUUUUUUCCUGCAGGCUUUCAAGUUCGGCAAAAUGGCACACGGGAGGGCUAAUUGGUUCAUUUCCCUCUUUGAAAUCCCUAAGAGAUGGUUCUAUCACUUCUAUGUUGUUGCAAGUGUGGCGGUGACUGCAGCUCUAGUGCAAAUGGGACUUUUAUAUAUACAAGGAAGUGCCUUACCCACUUGGGAAAAAUCACUGUUUGAUGUACUUACAUCCCCAGAGAGAAAACCAGCAGUCACCAACACAUCUGCAGCAAUAGGACUGGUCUUACUAGCUCUCCAGAUAUAUCGGCGACUGUAUGAGAACCUCUUUGUUAGUAUUUUCAGCUCGGGCCACAUCAAUAUUCUCCAUUACAUUGUUGGUCAUACACAUUAUCUUGGUGCUGUGACUUUACUCUUGGCCGAGGCACCUGGCUUUGAUGGCCAAAGGUUUGAUGCUACAUUUACCAGUGUGGAGAUGCAUCAUGUUCUGGGUUGUAUAUUGAGUCUGGCUGGAUAUGUUCUUCAGUUCUCCAGUCUUAGUAUAUUGGCUUCAUUGAGAAAGAAUUCAGGAAAGGCUGCCAUAGAGAAGCACAUGAUGCCGAGAGGUGGUAUGUUUGAUCUGCUGUCUUGCCCACACAUGUUUGCAGAGGUCCUUGUAUAUGUAGGAAUCAUGUUUGUUCUGUGGAACCAUACAGAGUGGCUUUUUGUCACAACUUGGGUCAUUUGUAAUCAGGUCCAGGUUGCAGUGAUGAAUCACAGCUGGUAUCGGGAAACUUUUAAGGACUAUCCUCUAAAGAGAAAAGCUAUCUUUCCCUUUCUUUUGUGAGGGUCUGAAGUUUUAAAUAAUGAAGUAUGUGUGGGACAAAAAUGUAUAGUUUUUAUGUUAUAAUAUUUUUUAUAAUGUUAAUCUUAGUGAAGAGGUAUUUUAAUAUGAACAGUGUAACUGUUUUGUUAUGAGUGUUUUGUAGAGAUUUAUACAAAAAGGAGCAAAGAACAGUAAUAAGUAUCUUUAAUUUCUAAUUGCUCAUAUAGGAAAUAGAGCCUAGCUUUAUUGUAACCAGAUUAUUUAAAUUAUGGUUUCUGACAUAAAUAAUUGUGGCUGACAUUAACAUUUAAAAAUGUUAAUUUAGUGCACAUCAUUUUCAUGGUACCAAAUAUUACUUUAGAAAUAAUAGAUAGAAACACAAAGUCCCUGACAAUAAUUUAGGCAGAUUGUGUUUGCCUUUUGCUUUUCGUGUUAUUUUAGGGGUGACACUCAAGCUCAAAAAAUACAAAUAAAGUUGUUAUCUUUACAAUGUG